GCUGCGCUGCAGUGUGCGGGAAUGACCUUAUCCCUGCUGCAAGGAUUUUUGCUGCUGCUGCUGCAGGAAGUGAUGAAACGCGUCGGGCUAUAGGAUCCACUGGGCUAUUGGAUCCACUGGGCUAUAGGAUCCACUGCAUGGAAAGGUUCUGACAGUCGAUCCUAGGAGGAAGGAAGAGUGCAAUUACCCCAGUCCGGCCCCCUUGCCCCCCCCAGAACCAUGUCGGGCACCUACGAUGAUUCCGUCGGGGUAGAAGUCUCCAGUGACAGCUUUUGGGAGGUGGGGAACUACAAACGCACUGUGAAACGGAUAGACGAUGGGCACAGGCUGUGCAGCGACCUGAUGAACUGCAUCCACGAGCGGGCGAAGAUAGAGAAAGCGUAUGCCCAGCAGCUCACAGAGUGGGCAAAGAGGUGGAAACAGCUAGUGGAGAGAGGUCCCCAGUAUGGAACUGUGGAGAAGGCCUGGCACAACCUGAUGACAGAGGCCGAAAAAGUGAGCGAACUGCAUCUGGAGGUGAAAAAUGCAUUAAUGAACGAAGACUUUGAGAAGAUCAAGAACUGGCAGAAAGAAGCCUUCCACAAGCAAAUGAUGGGCGGCUUUAAGGAGACGAAAGAAGCCGAGGACGGUUUCAGGAAAGCCCAAAAGCCAUGGGCGAAAAAGCUAAAAGAGGUUGAAGCUGCCAAGAAGGCUUAUCAUGCGGCCUGCAAAGAGGAGAAACUUGCAACCUCUCGGGAAACCAACAGCAAAGCCGACCCGGCCAUGAACCCAGAACAGCUGAAGAAGCUUCAGGACAAGGUGGAGAAGAGCAAACAGGACUCUCAAAAGACCAAAGAGAAGUAUGAGAAGGCCCUGAAGGACCUGGACGGCACCACCCCGCAGUACAUGGAGAACAUGGAGCAGGUGUUUGAGCAGUGCCAGCAGUUUGAGGAUAAACGUCUGCGCUUCUUCCGGGAGGUUCUGCUGGAGGUGGAGAAGCACCUCGAUCUGUCCAACGUAGACAGCUAUGCCAAUAUCUACCGAGAGCUGGAAUACGCCAUCAAGUCGGCCGAUGCCACCGAGGAUCUGAAAUGGUUCCGGAACAACAACGGCCCGGGAAUGUCUAUGAACUGGCCCCAGUUUGAGGAUGAAGAGUGGUCGGCUGAUCUGAACCGCACCCUCAGCAGGAGAGAGAAGAAGAAGCCAACGGACGGGGUCACCCUGACCGGAAUCAGCCAAGCGGGCGAGCAGGCGCCCGUACAGAACAAGCACAGCAGCCACCUUAGCGUGCAGUCAGUCCCGUCGGCUAACAAUCCCUUUGAAGACGAGGAAGACACGGGCAGUAUCAAUGAGACGGAGAACAAAAAAACCAAAAACGUGGGCAGCUACGAUAAAACCUACCCCGCGGAGUGGUCCGACGAUGAAUCCAACAACCCUUUCACGGCCAACGAUGCCAACGGCGACAGCAACCCAUUCGAUGAAGAUGCGCCGGGGGCCACGGAGGUGCGAGUGAGGGCCCUGUAUGAUUACGAGGGGCAGGAACUGGACGAGCUGAGCUUUAAAGCAGGGGAGGAGCUAACGAAAAUCGAAGACGAGGACGAACAGGGCUGGUGCAAGGGCCGCCUGGACGGGGGCCAAGUGGGUUUGUACCCAGCCAACUACGUGGAGUCGGUGCAGUGACAGGAGCGACGGCCCUGCCCACCUCCCCAUGCCCCGCCCCUAGAGCACGCUUAGUACUCGGCAAUACCUGUAAUCUAUUCACUGGGAAGAGAUGUACAAUACAACGUGUGUGUCUGUGUAUAUAAAUAUAUAUAUAACCUUGUAAGGAAACAGGGCGGCGCUACAUCCCGGAGCCCCGCCCCCUUAACCCUUCCAGCGCCAAGAUGUCUGUAUAACACUGGGGUCCUUUCUCGCUUAGAUCAGGGUUCAGCGCUGUGCACGGCGGCACAUUUUCUUCUCUCGCAAUUUAUUUUUUUAUAUAUAUAUAUAUAUAUAUAUAUAAAAUAUUCCAUUUUUUGUUUGUCCCCGCCCCCUCCCUGAGGUUGUUGUUGGGGGGGGCGGAGUCACCGAUCCUCGAUCCCACGGAACUAGUUUAUUUUAAGUGACCUUCCGUAAGGUGAAUAUAUAUAUAUAUUUUUUUAAGCGUUGCCUCUUUGUUUAGUUUUUAGGAGAUUUACGUCUUAUUUAAAGGUAAAGCGGAGAUUUUUUUUUUUUUUAUUAGUUUUUUUUUGUUUUUUUUUUUUACGCCUUACCUUUAUGGGUUAAAAAAACAAAUGUAUUGUAAAUUAUGAGCUUGAUUGGUCUAGGCGUUCCAUAGCUGCCCCGGGGCCUAGCUGUGAUAAUGAUAGUGUUGUAUUUAAUAAAAUGGUCUGUUACAGAGUUUUGUGGCAGAACUGAAUGCGGA
Messenger RNA from Xenopus tropicalis (tropical clawed frog), 2383 nucleotides. It is a transcript of the gene pacsin2, whose product is annotated as protein kinase C and casein kinase substrate in neurons 2. Gene Ontology annotation, biological process: plasma membrane tubulation; actin cytoskeleton organization; caveola assembly. Lineage: Eukaryota; Metazoa; Chordata; Amphibia; Anura; Pipidae. Gene Ontology annotation, cellular component: ruffle membrane; cytoplasmic vesicle membrane; early endosome. The coding region runs from base 220 to 1659 and encodes 479 amino acids. The record is from RefSeq and is a predicted model, not a curated record. The transcript is spliced from 12 exons.